CCGCGGGCUAUUAAAGAGCCACCGGCGCUCCCCGGCCGCUUCUCGCCUCGGGCCGGGCUCCGGGCGCGGCGGCACCAUGCAGCAGGUCAAGAUGUGGGCACUUGCUGGGAUUCUCUUCUGUGGGCUAAAUUUCCUUGGGUUAGAGGCUUUCAAGGUGAACAAACGCCCAAUGCGGACUCGAACCUGUGCCGACCGGCCUGAGGAGCUGCUGGAGCAGCUGUAUGGAAGACUCACAGCUGGCAUGCUCAGUGCAUUUCACCACACCCUCCAGCUGGAGCCACUUGAAAAAGAGCACAACAUCAGUUGUCCAACAGGAAGUAGGUCUUCUACGGACAAGAAGUACCGGCUCCCCAUCAACCUCAACAGUGUCUCUCCUUGGUCAUACAGGAUUUCCUAUGAUCCCACAAGAUAUCCAAAGUACAUUCCCGAAGCGUACUGUCUGUGCAAAGGCUGCCUUACUGGAGUUUACGGGGAAGAGAAUUUCCACUUUCGGAGCACCCCAGUGUACAUGCCAACAGUCAUCUUGCGCCGCACUACAUCCUGCACCGGAGGCCGAUAUGUUUACACUGAGGAUUAUGUCACUAUCCCUGUGGGCUGCACCUGCAUACCAGAACAUGAAAAAGAAGCAGACGGCGUCAAUUCCAGUAUAGACAAGCAAGCCGUGAAACUGCUGAGCAAUCAUAAUGACAAGCCAGCAUCAGAAUGAAGAUGACAGAUGAAACCUGCUAGAGAGGGAUGUUGUGCGAGGCUCUUUAGUGUCAGGGAAUUACAGAGCCCGUUCACAUGUGCUUCCACACCAUUUGAUGGCUGCUUCCAUGAGAACUGGCUUGCCUGUGUGAAUGCACCAUCACACAACCACCAUUACAAACAGGACCGCACACCUCCUCAAAUGCAAGUGCUGUUCAGAUGUGUUGGAUCACAUACUCAGCCUCAAGUCAUGACACUUUGAAAAAUGAAGUUGUCUGCAGGCGUGUGUGAGCCAAUAAGAAGAUGCGUUUUCAAAACCCAGAAAUACAAAUGUUGAAGAUAAAAUAUGCAGGCGUGGCAAGGCUGUCCAGAAGUUUUAGAGCUUUAAGGGGACUAGAAAAUUCACCAUGGAAAUGCAUCACACGAAAUAACAAGUAAUGGUCUGGAUUAUAGUUCUGGAGAUACUGAAAAAUGUGUUUAUGUAUUCAGCAAUCAACAAAUUUUGGGUUGCUUCCGCAUCUGUAGUUGCCUAUGCAGGCGAAGGGCUUGAGGAAAAACUUGGGAAGCAUUCCUGCCUGUUCCACUGAGACUUGGAGCAAGCAGAAGCACAGAGGGAAGGAGGUGCCACGGUUACUUCCUCCUCCUCAAAAACCAUGCAUAAAGACAUCUUCCUCAAAUACUCUGCAAUUUGUAGAGAAUUUGGGGGAGGUGACCUGUAUAUCCUGUCAGCUAUUCUGGCCAAGGCAGGGGCUCAUCAGGGGCCUUUGAGUCUUCAAUAUGAUGAGCUUGCUGGAGUGCUAU
Messenger RNA from Eublepharis macularius, 1488 nucleotides. It is a transcript of the gene IL17D, whose product is annotated as interleukin 17D. Gene Ontology annotation, cellular component: extracellular region. Gene Ontology annotation, molecular function: cytokine activity. Bases 77 to 706 code for a protein of 209 amino acids. The transcript has 3 exons. NCBI's taxonomy places the organism in Eukaryota, Metazoa, Chordata, Lepidosauria, Squamata, Eublepharidae. The record is from RefSeq and is a predicted model, not a curated record. Gene Ontology annotation, biological process: inflammatory response.